UUCCAGGCCUGCACCAUGUCUGGAGCCAGCUACCCACUCUCUCUGUUCCUCUGCGGCUGGCACUUGGUUGUCCUGGGAGUCAGCGGGGAGCACUGCCCGGCCAGACAGCCUGAGGAUGACUCUUACGUGGCGGCCGUGUACGAGCACCAUUCUGUCCUGAGCCCAGACCCGCUGGCUCUUGUCAGCCGAGAGCAGGCGCUGGAGAUCAUGAACCAGAACCUGGACGUCUAUGAGGAACAAGUGAUGGCGGCGGCCCAAAAGGGUGUACAGAUCAUAGUGUUUCCGGAAGAUGGCAUUCAUGGAUUCAACUUCACAAGGACAUCUAUUUACCCAUUCUUGGACUUCAUGCCAGAUCCCCAGAUAGUCCGGUGGAAUCCGUGUGAAGAACCCCACCGCUUUAAUGAAACUGAGGUCCUCCAGCGCCUAAGUUGUAUGGCCAUCAAAGGAAACAUGUUCCUGGUGGCCAAUCUUGGGACAAAGCAGCCAUGUCACAGGAGUGACCCUCGGUGUCCCAAAGAUGGGAGAUUUCAAUAUAAUACCAAUGUUGUGUUGAGCAGCAACGGAACCCUGGUGAGCCGCUACCGCAAGCACAAUCUCUACUUUGAGGCUGCUUUUGACACCCCUCUCAAUGCAGAUCUCACUGUCUUCGACACCCCAUUUGCUGGCAGGUUCGGCGUGUUCACCUGCUUUGACAUACUGUUCUUUGAUCCUGCGGUCAGUCUCCUCCGAGAUGUUGAGGUGAAGCACAUAGUGUACCCCACAGCCUGGAUGAACCAGCUCCCACUCCUGGCAGCUAUUCAGAUUCAGAGUGCCUUCGCCAUUGCCUUUGGCAUCAAUGUUUUGGCUGCUAACAUCCAACACCCAUCUUUGGGGAUGACAGGGAGCGGCAUUCACACUCCCCUGCAGUCCUUUUGGUACCAUGACACAGAGAGCUUCCAAGGUCACCUUCUCAUAGCCCAGAUAGCCAAGAACCCCCUGCGGCUCCCAGGGACCCAGAGUGACAGCAGGGAAGGAGACCCAGCCCACAAGAAGUUUUUGAAGAUCUUGGCAGGCAGCCCCCACUGUGACAAGGACGUUCAGGAAGUUCUUUGUGAUGGCGCCACCACCUGGAACAUGAAUUCUCCCCCCACGUUUCAUGCCCAAAUGAUGUAUGACAACUUCACGCUGGUCCCAGUGUGGGAAACAGAAGGCUUCACCAGCGUCUGUUCCGGGGGCCUCUGCUGUUACUUGCUGUACCAGAGGCCCACGAUGUCCAAAGAGCUGUAUGCCCUGGGGGUCUUCGAGGGCCUACACACUGUGCAUGGCACUUACUACCUCCAGGUCUGUGCCCUGGUCAAAUGUGGGGGCCUCAGCUUCGACAGCUGUGGGCAAGAGAUCACAGAGGCCUCGGGGAUGUUUGAGUUUCACCUGUGGGGGAACUUCAGCACUUCCUAUAUCUUUCCUCUGUUUCUCACCUCAGGGAUGACCCUGGAAAGGCCUGACCAAGUAGGCUGGGAGAAGGAGCACUAUUUCCUGAGGAAGAAGCAACUGUCAUCUGGCCUGGUGACAGCGGCUCUCUAUGGGCGGUUGUAUGAAAGGGACUAGAGAAAGUGGGUGCCAGGUCCCACACCUAUAUAGGCUACAGCCACUUCUCUCCCCACAACCCAUUCUGGAAGCUGUGGGAAGAAGUGGGGGAUGAGGAUUUUCUCUAAUCCAUUGUCUCUUCUCCAGAAAAUGUGAAUGAUAGUUAUAUUUUUCUACCUAUUUUAUUUUUGGUAAUCAUAUCUUCCUUCCAAAAAAAAAUUUUUUUUUUUUUGGUUUUUGGGUCACACCCGGCAGUGCUCAGGGGUU
This is a messenger RNA of Suncus etruscus (white-toothed pygmy shrew), 1830 nucleotides long. RefSeq names its product biotinidase (gene BTD). Bases 16 to 1584 code for a protein of 522 amino acids. The transcript is spliced from 3 exons. NCBI's taxonomy places the organism in Eukaryota, Metazoa, Chordata, Mammalia, Eulipotyphla, Soricidae. The record is from RefSeq and is a predicted model, not a curated record. Gene Ontology annotation, molecular function: hydrolase activity, acting on carbon-nitrogen (but not peptide) bonds, in linear amides.